AUGAUCAAGGCCCUGCAAUCUGUCAAGUCUUACAGGUCCAGACCGUCAACUCGUCAUCCAUCCAAGAAAGUACGCUUAGCACCUAACCUCUCCACAGCGUCUGAAUCUCCUGUCAACCCUGUUGUAGAUGCGACAAACAUCACAACUCCCCCUUCAGAACCAUUAACUUCAUUGCAAGGGGGAGACAAUCUCAUGAGAGAUUAUCAGGAAGAAGCUAAAGAUAGAAUGGAAGACGAUUAA
Arabidopsis thaliana (thale cress) is the source of this 240-nucleotide messenger RNA. RefSeq lists its product as uncharacterized. The record is from RefSeq and is marked reviewed. The coding region runs from base 1 to 240 and encodes 79 amino acids. NCBI's taxonomy places the organism in Eukaryota, Viridiplantae, Streptophyta, Magnoliopsida, Brassicales, Brassicaceae. The transcript has 2 exons.